Molecule: messenger RNA, 594 nt
Organism: Phytophthora nicotianae INRA-310
Lineage: Eukaryota; Oomycota; Peronosporomycetes; Peronosporales; Peronosporaceae
Exons: 5
Coding region: 1-594 (197 amino acids)
Cellular component (GO): nucleolus; small-subunit processome
Source: RefSeq, a predicted model, not a curated record
AUGGGAAAAGCCAAGAAAACUCGCAAGUUCGCCGCUGUGAAGCGCAUGAUUAGUCCUCGUGAUACGCGAAUUAACUCCGUGCGUAAAGCGGUUGCGAAGGUAGAGGAGAAGAAACGCAAGGAAGCGGAGCCAAAGCAGAUUGACCAGAUCCCGUCCAACAUGUUCUUCAAGUACAAUUCAGCUCUUGGACCACCGUACAACGUCCUUGUGGAUACGAAUUUCAUCAACUUCUCCAUUAAGAACAAGCUCGAGGUUGUCUCGGCCAUGAUGGACUGCCUGCUCGCCAAGUCCACCCCAUGCAUUACAGACUGCGUGAUGGCAGAGCUGGAGAAACUUGGCCACAAAUACCGUGUGGCUUUGCGACUAGCUAAGGACCCGCGCUUCGAGCGACUGCCAUGCACACAUAAGGGCACAUACGCCGAUGACUGUCUGGUGCAGCGUGUUCAACAGCACCGCUGCUACAUCGUAGCGACGUGUGAUCGUGAACUCAAGCGUCGCAUCCGUAAGGUUCCUGGUGUUCCUAUCAUGUAUAUCUCCAACCGCAAAUACGUGAUUGAGCGGCUUCCGGAGGCCAACGCGGCUAAGAUCAAGUAG